Messenger RNA from Galeopterus variegatus (Sunda flying lemur), 2121 nucleotides. It is a transcript of the gene SDCCAG8, whose product is annotated as serologically defined colon cancer antigen 8. The record is from RefSeq and is a predicted model, not a curated record. Gene Ontology annotation, cellular component: centriole; centrosome. The coding region runs from base 121 to 2121 and encodes 666 amino acids. NCBI's taxonomy places the organism in Eukaryota, Metazoa, Chordata, Mammalia, Dermoptera, Cynocephalidae. The transcript is spliced from 16 exons. Gene Ontology annotation, biological process: centrosome cycle; neuron migration; tube formation.
GUGACAGCAGCGGCAGGAAGCAGGCGGGCGCUACCCAGGCCAUAGGCCUUGUUGUUCUCGGAGGGGCGAGCACGGGACAUUUCCUCACGUAAUUCCCAUUUCUGGGCCCAGAGUCUGUGCAUGGCGACGUGCCAGGGGGACUCUACCCUGGAGGAGAUUCUGGGGCAAUAUCAACGGAGUCUCCGGGAACGUGCCAACAGAAGCAUUCACCAACUGAAAUAUGCCCUGAGAGAAGGAGAUGUCACCAUUGGAAAAGAUGCACCAGAUCCUUCUUUUAGUACCAGUUUAGGAAAUGAGGAUGCUGGGACGGCCUGGCAUGAACUGCAACACAGCCAUGCUGUUAAUCAGCUCAAAGCUUUGUUGCACCAACAAGCAGCUAAGGAAAGUGAGGUGUCUCCAUCAAGAAGACGAAAAAUGUCCCCUUUGAGGUCAUCAGAACAUGAGGAAACCAAUAUGCCUACUGUACACAACCUUGUUCCUAUCAUUAAUGACCAGUCUCAAUACAUUCAUCAUUUAGAAGCAGAAGUCAAGUUCUGCAAGGAGGAACUCUCUGGAAUGAAAAAUAGGGUACAAGUAGUUGUGCUUGAAAAUGAAAGGCUCCAGGAAGAGCUGAAAUCUCAAAGACAAGAGGAGACAAUGAGGGAACAAACACUUCUGGAUGCAUCUGGAAAUAUGCAGAAUUCUUGGAUUACAACAGGUGAAGAUUCUGGGGUGGAUGAAGCUGCCAAGAGACCAUUUUCUCAUGGCAGUGCAGGCAUUGGCAAAGCUGCAUCUGCUGGUGAGGCUGAAAAAUGGAAGCUAGAACUGGAGAAGAUAAAACUUAUUUAUGAACAAAAGAGUGAAAUACUGGAAUCUCAGUUGAAGUUUCUGAGGAAAGACUUAGCCGAAUAUCAGAAAAAUUGUGAAGAUCUUAAGGAGCGACUAAAACAUAAAGAGUCUCUUCUUGCUGCUAAUGUUUCUAGCCAUGUUGGUGGUCUUUGUUUGAAAUGUGCUCAGCAUGAAGCCGUUCUUUCCCAAACCCAUAAUAAUGUUCACAUGCAGACCAUCGAAAGGCUGACCAAAGAAAGAGAUGACUUGAUGUCUGCACUAGUUUCCAUAAGGAGCAGCAUGGCAGAUGUGCAGCAAAGAGAAGCAAGUGCCUAUGAACAGGUGAAACAAGCUGUGCAGAUGACUGAGGAAGCCAAUUUUGAAAAAACCAAGGCUUUAAUCCAGUGUGAGCAGUUGAAGAAUGAGCUGGAGAGGCGGAAAGAGCGAAUUGAAAAAGAACUUGCAUCUCAGCAGGAGAAAAGGGCGUUUGAGAAAGAGAUGAUGAAGAAAGAAAUAACAAAAGAAAGGGAGAACAUGGAAUCAAAGAUGUUGAUCCUGACUCAGAAUAUUGCCCAACUGGAGGCCCAGGUGGAAAAGGUUACAAGGGAUAAGAAUUCAGCUAUUAAUCAACUAGAGGAAAUUCAAAACCAGCUCGCUUCUCAGGAAAUGGAUGUCACAAAGGUGUGUGGAGAAAUGCGCUAUCAGCUGAAUAAAACCAAAAUGGAGAAGGACGAGGCAGAAAAGGAGCACAGAGAGUACAAAGCAAAAACUAAAAGGGAUCUUGAAAUUAAAGAUCAGGAAGUAGAGAAAUUGAGAAUAGAGCUGAGUGAAAGCAAGCAGCACUUGGAACAGGAGCAGCAGAAGGCAGCCGGGACCAGAGAGGAGUGUCUGAGACUAACAGAACUGCUGGGCGAGGCUGAGCACCGACUGCACCUCACCAGACUGGAAAAAGAUACCAUUCAGCAGAGCUUCAGCAACGAAGCAAAGGCCCAAGCCCUUCAGGCCCAGCGAAGAGAGCAGGAGCUGACACAGAAGAUACAGCAAAUGGAGGCCCAGCAUGACAAAACUGAAAAUGAACAAUAUUCAUUGCUGACCUCCCAGAAUACAUUUUUGAUAAAGUUAAAGGAAGAGUGCUGUACAUUAUCCAAGAAACUGGAACAAAUCUCUCAAAAAAGCAGAUCUGAAAUAGCUCAGCUCAGUCAAGAAAACAGGUAUACAUAUGAAAAACUGGAAAAGUUACAGAGGAGAAAUGAUGAAUUGGAGGAACAGUGUGUCCAGCAUGGGAGACUACAUGAGACAAUGAAGCAGAGGUAA